AUGCGCGUGACAACCCUAGCCACUCUUCUGGUGCUGCAGUGUAGUGUGCUGUGCCUAGCUAUCCGAGUGCCUGUCGCGUGGAACAAUGGUGAAGUGCCUAAGGACAAUGCAGGUGCUAACAACGAGGUUUCCGUAGAGACCUUCACACCCGAGGAUGCUCAAAAACCAGUGCCGGAUGAAUAUUUUCAGUACACUGCAAAGAAACCACAAUUUGCGGUUGAAAUAGCGGCUGCUCAUGGAGUUCAGUCGCCUGAAAACCAUUACAAAGCUUACCCAAUCAGACCACAUACAGGCGUAGAGAAACCUAAAUUGGGAGCCCAUCACAUUCUUCAAGAAGACAAACAAGUUUUUCAGCCAUUGCAAGCGUAUGUAAAAAAUGAACGCCAUGCUACGCCUGUAUCAAGCAACUACGAAGUGUUUCAUCCAUACAAGGCUGAAGAACCAGCGCUUCAAGCGAUCUAUAAAGAUCCUGUACUGACCAAGAUCAGAAGUGACUUGGAAAACAGUAAGAACAGGCUGCAGAACUAUGAACAGGAAGCCGGGAAGCCAGAUAUUACUAAAGAUGAAUAUCGGGAACGUCCCGAGCAAACAGACAAAAAACUUUUCUCGCACAAAAAUAUCCCAGCGGAAUUUGAAAUACACAGACCACAGCGCAAACCUGUGUACUAUCGGCCAGUGGUUAAAUACAAUCAAAGGGAUCAGGUACUCAAUCAAAGAUUCAAACAUCCUUGGCACCAAAAUUAUGUGAAAAUAAGGCCAGUGCAUUAUCGUCCUUUGAAAAAUCAUAUACACAAUUUACGUCAAAAUCACGCUGCAAAAUAUGACGAUGAAAGAAAUGAAUAUCCUCAGAUUCAAGUUUCCCAGAAAAAUGUUGACCCAGAUGACGGUUAUGAUAUUUACGAGGCAGGUAAGCAAAAAUAUGUCCAAUUAAGAAAUAAUUUAGAUGAAUCUAUCAAUAAGGCAGUACUAGAAAAUCGACCCAUAGUGCAACAAAAACUAGAGUUGCAAAACGACGACACCAAAGAGGAUGAUGACGACGAAGAAAAUGAAGAUGAGUUUAUUCCUAUAAAAAAUUACGCUCAAGUGAGAAAAACGGAAACCGUAAAACAUUUGCCAAGGGCAGCUGCAUUUAAAGAUGCUGAUACAUAUGAAGAAAUCCAAAACGCCCCGCGUUUAAGGGAGGCUGUGAAGAGUACUAAAGCUCAGACAGUUUAUACAGAGGAAGGUUAUGAGGAUUCUGCGUACGAUCAUGCUGGUGAACAAAAGCACGCUUCUGAUCACGAAGGACAUAGUGGUUAUCUAAAGCAAAAAGAAAUAAGUGGAGGCAAAUAUAAAAUUCCAUCACUAAGCGCAGGCUUUACUGAUGCUGGUGGGUCUGAAUACAAAGAUCAAGUGCAACACGGCAAAAAAUGGAAGGAAAAUAACAAAGAUAAUCAAGAAGAAAUGGAGUCAGAAGACUAUUCAGAAGAUGAACACGAGCAGACUAUAACAGCAGAUACCUAUAACGAUGAAAAUAAAGAGGUCAAUAGAAAUAAACGAGAAAAUGAUAUUAAAAAUGAUACUCAAUUAAAUGUAGAGAAAAAUUUUAAGAACAAAAAUCCCAAUUUUAAAGUUCCAGAAAUUAAUUUAAAUUCCACAUUCCUUACUGAGGAUGAAAUUUUGUCUAUAGCUCAAGAAAAGAAAAUAGAACCAAAAAAAGAUAAUCUGAAAGAAAAGUAUCCAUAUUAUUUUAAAAACAUAAAAUUUAUAAAUAAACAUUCACCGCUUCGAUACGCAGAAAAUUUUAAACUAAUUCCUAAGAAAUCAAAAGGUGGAACAGAAUUUUAUGAUUCAAGAGAUAUGGUAGAAUGUCCUGAAGUUGGUGAAGUCAACCCACUUCCCGAAAAACUAAAGAACGGAGAAAAUCCAACUAAAGACGACGACGAUGAUGAUGAGGAAACGCAGAGUAAGGGAGAAGAAAGUUUUGAUAACGCGAAAAAACAGCCACGCUUAAGGGGACUUGGUGAUAAAAUAGAUUGUUUUAAAGCUAAAUAUUUUGGUGAAAAUCCGUUAGACAAUCCAUUUUUCAAAGAGGAAAUAAUAGCCAAUCCAGAACCCGUGACUUUACCAUCCUCACAAAUAUAUAAACUACAAGAUACAAUAGAGCAAAAUGCACAAGAAUCUCAAUCCAGUAAAGUUAUUGAGGUGGGCGAUAAUUUAAGCAAUCAGAGCGAAACUAAUAUAUUCAUUCUUUUAGAUAAACUAAGAACAGAUAACAAUAAUUUACACGACGCAGAUCUUAAAGCAAAUGAAGAACUUAAAUUAUCCUUAAAACCAGAGCAAAAUUAUAGUUUAAAUGCGACUACGGAAUCAGUGCUUGAAUCCAAUAUCUAUGAUGAUGUUCUGGAUAAUAUAAAAAAAUCAAAAGAACUUCAUUUUGACCAGGAAAACAAAAAGCUUCCUGAAAUUACAGCAACAAUCCAAAAUCAUACAGCUAAUAGUAAUGUUACCUAUAACUUCUUUCAAGACAAAAAAGAUAUCAUGAAAUCAUCAAGGAAAAAACGAGCAACGCCAUUUAUUUAUGAACCAUAUAAAAUUAUAAGGGAAACUCAAAACGAAGCGUCUAAAAAAACGAAUACUCUAAGUAACAUCAGUCCUCUCAUUAAACAAAUGCAAACAAGAAAAGUUGUAGACCGAGUUACCAGAGCAAAUCAAGAACCAAGUACACGACAGUCAAAUGGCCGUACAUAUAAGGAUAUUGGUAGAAAUGAUAGAUCUAAAGGAACUGAAAAAGUGAACGAAGAUAAUAGUGACAUUAGUUUUGUAGAUGUUAACGCAGAUAAGCGCCAAGCCGAACCUUUAUAUGAAGUAAAGCCUGCAAACCAUAAAUCAGAGUACACUCCUGUCGAAAAUAAAAGGGCAAUGACCGUAGAAGAUUAUAAGUCGCAAACGAACAACAAUAAAAAUGAACAAAAUAUUUCUCGAGCUCCCAUUCAUAUACGAAGAAAUUCUAGACAGAGGAGGCCAGUAUUGGAUGUAUCUAGAUAUUUGCCCAUUCCAACUGACGUCCAAAAUGUAGCUGAAUCAAACGCUGUUAAAAAAUCUGUCACCACUACUACUGAAGCCUCGGUGCUACAAAUAACUACACAACCAACCCAGAAAGCAGAAGAUUCUAGCGAGGAAGUCAGCAGUGAAGAGGAAUACGAGGAAUAUGAGGACGAAGAGGAAGAUACUCCUUCGACAAGCUCUUCAACAACAACCACGACAACAACAACAACAACCCAUCGACCACCGCCGAGGAGGAGACGACCAACUACUACCACCACAACAUCAACAACAACAACAACAACGCAAAAACCUAUACAAGAGAAAAUUGAAAAUUUCGAACCACCUAAGUUGCGUUUAAUUACAAGAUUCAGGAACUAUAAUCAAGAGCAAAGAGCAGAGCAACUAACUGCCACUGAAAGACCUGUAAGAGAAAAAUCACAUACAGUAAUCGAAGAUGAUUCAGUUUCAGUUCCAAAAUAUAGAGAAAAAAAGAAGAAAAGUUCUAAAAGUACCAUAGUAACAGAUACAAAGAAAUAUGGAGAUGAUUUUGAUGAUAUGAAAAAAGAAGAAGUAGAUGCUUUAAUUGGGGUCAAACAUAACAUGGAUGAAUAUAAACCCGAAUACGAGAAGGAAGAAGAGGAAAGAGAGAAAAACAAAAGCGGCUCGAGUGAGGAGAGUGAUGAAGACUUUAUCAGCAGCGAAGAAAUUGACGAUGACGAAGACGACGAAGAUGAAGAUGAAGAUGAAGAAGAAGAUGGUGAAGACGAAGAGAAAAAUCAAGAAUUAAAACCAAAAGUUACAACACCUGAACCCACGAAACGGACACUUAUACGAACGACGGAUGCACCAAAACCAACUAUAGCAUCACGAACGACUAAACCACAAGAAGUCAAACCAAUAGUUUCUAGAAAAAAAGUAGAAAUACAUAAAGAAUUGCCAAUUAAUAGAGCAUCUCCACAUAUAUCACAAUUUAAACAAGAUAUAAAGGAAGAGGAAGUCAUAAAAGAAAUGCCACCAUCGCCUAGAAGAAAUCCACAUAAAAGUAUUGAAGUAUUAGAUUUAUAUAAAGAUGAUAGCCUCGCUAAAGAAAUCAAUAAACUGGAUGACGUCGAAGUAUUUAAAGAAGAUUUAGAUCUAAAGAAUGGGCCCCGGCAUGGAGGUAAUUACAGAAGUGCUGAAGAACCAACAUCAACUACACCACGUACAAGUAGAAGAAAAGUGCCAAAAGACGCAGAAGCAUCACAAAGUGAAAACACUAAACACGUAGAGUUAGACACCCACCCUCCUAGAAGGUUGCACGGUGGGAAUUUGAAAUCAGUAAGCGACAUACCUAGGUCGAGAAAUAAAGGACGUAAUGCCAAACUUAUAGAACUAAGUGACGCUACAGACCCACCGCCAAGACCUAUGCAUGGCGGGAACCUGCGUUACGACAACAAACCAAAACGGGGUCGAGGGAGAAGUGAAAAACUGAUUGAACUUGACGAAGAACACCACGACGAUAGUACAUCACGUGAGAGAAACAACAGAAACUACGGCCAUUCGAGAACUGGUCACGCGAUGCACGGAGGUAACUACAGAAGCGAGAAAUUAGUUGAUAAAAGCGCUGAUAGCGAAUUCGACAUAAGAGCAAGAAAAGACAAAGAUGUACGUAGAAAUGCGGCGUUAUUAUUAAAUAGUUUUGCUCAAGCAGUUCCCUUACUGACCACAACGCCUGCGUACAUCCUUGAUCCUAGCAAACGCAUGUAUUACUACGUAGAAACUUAA
This is a messenger RNA of Manduca sexta (tobacco hornworm), 4791 nucleotides long. RefSeq names its product intracellular protein transport protein USO1. The transcript has a single exon. NCBI's taxonomy places the organism in Eukaryota, Metazoa, Arthropoda, Insecta, Lepidoptera, Sphingidae. The record is from RefSeq and is a predicted model, not a curated record. The coding region runs from base 1 to 4791 and encodes 1596 amino acids.